Acinonyx jubatus (cheetah) is the source of this 12416-nucleotide messenger RNA. It is a transcript of the gene CDH7, whose product is annotated as cadherin 7. The coding region runs from base 967 to 3324 and encodes 785 amino acids. Lineage: Eukaryota; Metazoa; Chordata; Mammalia; Carnivora; Felidae. The transcript is spliced from 12 exons. Gene Ontology annotation, biological process: adherens junction organization; homophilic cell-cell adhesion; cell morphogenesis. Gene Ontology annotation, cellular component: catenin complex; plasma membrane; adherens junction. Gene Ontology annotation, molecular function: cadherin binding; calcium ion binding. The record is from RefSeq and is a predicted model, not a curated record.
CCUCGCCGUGCGCCUCCGGGGGCCGGACUCAGCGGUGAGCGGCAGGCGGGCGGGGGGAUCCGUGCGGAGUUUCCCUCGGUGUCCCCAAGUUGCCGCUGUGCGGCCGGGAGACGUGGCUCGGCGGAGCAGCACAGACGUGCGUACCGAGCCGCGGGCGCUCGGUCCCCCGAGAGCCCGAGCCGACCGCCGCCAGGGGCGGCGCGUGUUGGCGAGUUCGGGGCGAGAGCGGAUCCGCGCACGCUCCCGAUGAAGCGGUGAGGCCGGACUCUUGGACCGCCGUCCUCCAGGAGGGACGCGAGUGGGCCGCCGCUGACCUGGGGUGCAGGGCGGGGGGGGGGGGGCAGGUCUCCGCGCUGGCGGGGCCGCCGGCUGCGCGGCGGUCUGAGACUGGAAGGGGGUGUGCGCCGGCGUGCACGGGAGUCCUCGUAGCCGUCCACGCUGGACUCCUUUUACCUUUGGAGAAGGUGCCACUCGUCUAAGGGUGUUUUGCUCUUGCCUGUAAUUAGUAUUCUGCUGCGACGGUGCGUCUGCAGGGCUUGCCUCUGCUCGGCGUCCCCGCUUCCCCUCCGCCUGGCGGUACCUUAGGUUUGCGCUGGGAAAAGGGCACCCUGUUUGUCUGCGCGGUGGACGUCUUCGUGGGUGCACCUGCUACGCGGCUAGUUGCCGGUAUCCAACCUCCCUGCGUGGAUUAAUGAGAAGGGACCUUUGGUCUGUAUUGGCUUCACGUUGUAGAUCGUUAACCUUUUCGGAUUUCAUAGAUAUAGUUCAGGUACCUAUUACACCAUUCUUUGGCGAAGGUUAUUCAGCAGUGGUGACCCCUUACAAUCGAACACUCUACAAAUUAUUAUCUCUGGACUCCCAGCUGACACCCUGCCGGAGGCAAGAGCUACUGAGCCAACUGGAACUGUGCCUUUUCUCUUGUCAAGGUUUUCUUCUUACACAGGAAAAAGGAAGAAAAAAAAAAAGAUGAAGUUGGGCAAAGUGGAGCUCUGCCAUUUUCUGCAGCUCGUAGCGCUUUUCCUGUGUUUCUCUGGGAUGAGUCAAGCAGAGCUCUCCAGGUCCAGAUCAAAGCCCUAUUUGCAAUCAGGGAGGUCCCGGACCAAGCGCAGCUGGGUGUGGAAUCAGUUCUUUGUGCUGGAGGAAUACAUGGGUUCAGACCCUCUCUAUGUAGGAAAGCUUCACUCUGAUGUUGAUAAAGGAGAUGGUUCCAUCAAAUACAUCUUGUCAGGCGAAGGGGCAAGUUCCAUUUUCAUUAUUGAUGAGAACACGGGGGAUAUCCAUGCUACCAAGAGGCUGGACCGAGAGGAGCAGGCCUACUAUACGCUGCGAGCCCAGGCGCUGGACAGGCUCACCAACAAGCCCGUGGAGCCCGAGUCCGAGUUUGUCAUCAAGAUUCAGGACAUCAAUGACAACGAGCCCAAGUUCUUGGAUGGCCCAUACACUGCAGGAGUUCCUGAAAUGUCGCCUGUGGGGACCUCAGUGGUACAAGUGACAGCAACGGAUGCUGAUGAUCCUACAUAUGGCAACAGUGCCCGAGUGGUCUACAGCAUUCUGCAAGGACAGCCAUACUUCUCAGUGGAACCAAAGACAGGAGUCAUCAAGACCGCCCUUCCAAACAUGGAUAGAGAGGCUAAAGACCAGUAUUUGCUUGUUAUUCAGGCAAAGGAUAUGGUUGGUCAAAAUGGAGGACUCUCAGGAACUACGUCAGUCACCGUGACCCUAACUGAUGUCAACGAUAACCCACCUCGCUUUCCUCGAAGGUCUUACCAGUAUAAUGUCCCAGAAUCAUUGCCAGUGGCCUCUGUUGUGGCCAGAAUCAAAGCAGCUGACGCAGAUAUAGGAGCUAAUGCUGAAAUGGAAUACAAAAUCGUGGAUGGUGACGGAUUAGGGAUUUUCAAGAUUUCUGUUGACAAAGAUACACAGGAAGGAAUCAUUACUAUACAGAAGGACCUGGAUUUUGAAGCCAAAACAAGUUACACACUCCGGAUAGAAGCCGCAAACAAAGAUGCCGACCCUCGCUUUCUGAGCUUGGGUCCAUUCAGCGACACGACCACAGUGAAAAUAAUCGUGGAAGAUGUGGAUGAGCCCCCUGUGUUUUCCUCACCCUUGUACCCCAUGGAGGUAUCGGAGGCUACCCAAGUUGGGAAUAUCAUUGGCACCGUCGCGGCUCAUGACCCAGAUUCUUCCAACAGCCCUGUGAGGUAUUCAAUUGACAGAAACACAGACUUGGAGAGGUAUUUCAAUAUCGAUGCCAACAGUGGAGUUAUUACAACCGCCAAAUCUUUGGAUCGAGAGACAAAUGCUGUUCAUAAUAUCACAGUUCUUGCAAUGGAGAGCCAGAAUCCGUCUCAAGUUGGAAGAGGCUAUGUGGCCAUUACUAUACUCGACAUCAAUGACAAUGCCCCUGAAUUUGCUAUGGACUAUGAAACCACCGUGUGUGAAAAUGCCCAGCCAGGGCAGGUUAUCCAGAAGAUCAGUGCCGUUGAUAAAGAUGAGCCAUCCAAUGGACACCAGUUUUAUUUCAGCUUAACGACUGAUGCAACAAAUAACCACAACUUUUCAUUGAAAGAUAACAAAGACAACACGGCUUCCAUUCUCACCAGGAGAAACGGCUUCCGGAGACAGGAGCAGUCUGUGUACUACCUGCCCAUCUUCAUCGUGGACAGUGGUUCGCCUUCCCUCAGCAGCACGAACACCCUCACCAUCCGCGUCUGUGACUGUGAUGCCGACGGGGUAGCCCAGACCUGCAACGCGGAGGCCUACGUCCUACCUGCCGGCCUCAGCACCGGAGCCCUGAUUGCCAUCCUCGCCUGUGUCUUGACGUUACUGGUGUUGAUCCUCCUCAUCGUCACCAUGAGAAGACGGAAAAAAGAGCCUCUCAUUUUCGAUGAGGAGAGAGAUAUCCGAGAAAAUAUUGUGAGAUACGACGAUGAAGGUGGGGGAGAGGAAGACACAGAAGCUUUUGACAUGGCCGCACUGAGGAACCUCAAUGUCAUCAGAGAUACCAAGACCCGAAGGGAUGUGACUCCAGAAAUUCAGUUCUUGAGUCGACCGACUUUUAAAAGCAUCCCAGACAACGUCAUCUUUCGAGAAUUUAUUUGGGAGAGGCUGAAAGAAGCUGACGUGGACCCCUGUGCUCCCCCCUAUGACUCCUUGCAGACGUACGCGUUCGAAGGAAAUGGCUCAGUGGCUGAAUCGCUCAGCUCCUUAGAUUCCAUCAGCUCGAACUCUGAUCAGAAUUACGACUACCUAAGUGACUGGGGGCCUCGCUUUAAACGACUCGCAGAUAUGUAUGGCACUGGCCCCGAGAGUUUGUACUCAUAGCCCCGGAACCUUAAUCUGAAAUGUACUGGAGAAAAAAAAUAAAUAAAUAAAAGCAAAAACAAAACAAGGCAAAACAACGAGACAAAACAAAACAACCCACUACAUACAGAAAACAAGAACUCGACUUACUAGAGAGAACGGUUGUACAUAUUUCUCCAUUUUUAACUGUUUGGGCUUUGGCCUUGGUGAAGUGUAUCUCCAUUAGACUUACCCAAGGGACUGCACUGACCACAGACUCUGAGCAUUCGAAGGCUUUUUGAUAAAACGACAUGCUCAGUGGUUUGUGAAUAGAUAGCAACUCUCAGAUACCUGCAAAGCACCUAACCUCUAUGAGCAAGUAGUGCCCUGUGUUGUCCGUGACCCAAGCGUGCCCUGUACAAACCUUCACGGUACUGCCAGUGAGAAGAACAACACACGAUGUGCCAUUGAAAAUGUCCUAGAACUUCUCGCGAAUCAAAACUCGGGACCAGUAUAAUUUGCGGUGAUGCUUUUCGCUUGCUAGAUUACAGAAUCCAGCGCAAGUUUACUGCUGCUGGUUAGCAAAUAUAUUUUAUUUAGCAGUAUAUAAAUUCUUAGAAAAUCCUCCCCGGUCCUCCAAUACAAACCGAUAAAAUUUGGUUUCAGGCAACAUAACCCAUUGUUUAGCAAAUAAAUUACGAAGGGUCCCAAAUAAGAAAAAAAAAAGGUAAAUCAUUCCUUUUGAGCUGCUUGUGGAGGUAUGAAAAAAAGUUGCUGUCUAUUCAUUGAUUUUUAUUAUCUCUUCUGAUUUAUACAGGAGACUAUCUUUUCUUUUUUUUUUAUUUCAUACAUGGUGUUCUAUUUAUUUUGGAGCUCCAAUCUCCACGAAAUUCAGGUCCAUCUGACUGCCUCAUAGAACUAAGCUCGUCAGAACAUGCUGAUUUUUCUCUAGGCUGAGCUAAAUGAAGGGAAUGAAGCAUGGAUAUGGAGAAUAAAAUAGAGCAGUUGAGCCCUUUUCACAUCUCAGAGAGGAUCCCAGCUACAAGGACAUACAAGAUGUUCAUCUGAGCCAUUAGAAUGUACCAAACAGUGGAAUAAAAUAUUUGUAUUUUGGAAAGAUUUCAGAAUUGAGAUUUGUUUUGGAUGCAAGAUUUAUUUUUCAAGGUCACAAGUUCUCUAUGCUCCAAAGACUUUUGAGAAUUUGUUUUCCCCAACCUUUUUGGCUGUAACCGUAUUGACUAAAAGACUGUUUAUUUUUUUUUGUUUUUUUAACACUACCUUAAUGUAAUGUUACAAUUUUCAAAAUCCGUCUUUAAAUUCUGACGCACACACCUUCCUCAAGAACUAACCAAGCAAUGUAGAAGGUCCAUACUGGUUUAGAGGGUGCCCAGAUGAGGAGACCAUUUCAAGUGAUCAUGUGUGUUUAGGAUGGGAUUCUUAGAAUAAGGAUUUUAUGACUAAAAUAAUAUUUCCACCUAUCACUUUUUCCUAGAAUAGUACUAGCUUAAUGUGCAUAUACUGAAAUAAGAAUGGACUUUUUUCUUUCAUUUCUCUCUUUCAGAAUAAUUUAUUGGGUUCCUAAUCAAUCUACAGAUAGCAGACCCUGUAGAGGAAAUUACAUUUUAAAAGUGCUUCUUUCUGAAAGACAAACACUGGAAUCAGAAUAUUCAUAUUUGGAUGACGUGAGGAGAAACCAGGAUUCUGUAAACUUACGCUUCAUCCUUAGAAAUAAAGUAGGUGAAAGUGACCUUCAGCCUCAUCACAAAAGAAAUAAGUCAGUCAAUCUGACCAUCUGCACUCAGUCCUUUCAUUUGAAUACAGGUUUGUAAACAUUGUUGUGGGACUAGAUAGAUAUGCUUCUUGCUGUAUUAAUAUACAUGUAUGUGAAAAACUCAUAACAGUAAAAGAUUCUGUUCAUGACUUUUAGUCCCCUAUGUAAGUUUUUCGAAUAAAAAAAAAAAUACAUAGUACACGUACCCAAGUCAAUAAAAGCAGAGUGUGGUGCAGGAACUAUGUAGGCGUUAAAUCAGCAAGGUGCUGAAAAGACAGUUUUGUAAUAAUCCCCUGUUGUCUGCAGGAAGGCAAAAUCGUUUAGUGCAUUUGGAUGAUGAUGUCAAAACUGAUUGUUCCACAGAUCACUAAAUGGAGGUUUGAGUGUAUUUUAGAAAAGAAUAAUCACAUCAUUCACCUUUGUCUUGUUUUUAAGUAUAUAUAUAUAUAUAUAUAUAUAUAUAUAUAAACAUAUCUUUUUAUUUUUUUUUCAUAUCUGCUGAUCACAGAUUGGGAAAAGAAAAGCUCAAAUUUAAAUAAAGAUUUGAAAUUCUUGCCUAUACCCACUUGCUCUUUUAUGCGUGGACAAUGACAUCAAUACAGAUACUAAACUUGAUUCAGUGGGAUUGUUAAAAAAAUACUUGAGAUGGCUGAGAGUGUGUCCCUAAUUUACAUGAAAUUUAUAUGCUUUCUAUCUAAGCUUACCAGUAACAGGAGUGAGUUUAUUUUAGUUUUUUUGGGUUUUUUUCCCCCUUCCGAAAUCCAGUGCCAUAUAUGAUUAUCUCCAUAACACUUGAGAGGCUAUGUUUUAAAACCAGACCCUGUAAUAAUUGAUAAAAUAAAAAAAAAAAUCCACGUUAAACCGAGUCAGGAGAUUCUCCAGAAGCAUUUAAGUAGAUCCCUAUUAUCUAGUCACUAAAAUUCAGUGGUGUAUUAGAACCAGCCAGAACCGGCUCCCAAGAACCAAUGACCUACGUCUCUUCGCCAUCCCCCUUCUAGUGAUAUCAUUUGGUGGGUUGAAGUUAACCAUGUAGUAAGAUUUAGACCACCAUGGAAAUAAGCAAAUUUUUUUUUCCUGAAGAGCCACUUAUUAAAUGUUCACCAUUUCACUGAUUAAAUUGCUUUAUAAAGGAAACUUUAUGAUCCUAAGUAUAGUAUGAAUGGAGUAUUAAAUAAUAAUCCUUAGAACUACAAAUAGGACCCACUUCAUUAUAGGAAGCAAUGGCUUGAUAAUUUCAAGUGCAGACAGUGGUCUGGAAAGUCCAUAAAUUUAAAUAUUUUCCAUUUGUCCAUAUAGGGGCACCAUUAGAAACUCAAAGCACACAAAGUAAUGCAUAUUUUUGAACAAUUUAAUUUCUUAAAAAUUUUUGUAUUUUAUGGGGUGCCUGGGUGGCUCAGUGGGUUAAACAUCUGACUUCUGAUAUGGCCUCAGGUUGUGAUCUCGUGGUUAUGGGAUGGAACCCCACGUCAGGCUCCAUGCAGAGCAUGGGAUUCUCUGCUUGGGAUUCUCUCUCCUCCUCUGUCUCUGACCUUCUCCCACUCAUGCUCUUUCUCUCUCUCACUCUCUCUCAAAAUAAAUAAAAAAUAUAUUUUCAUUUUACUUGUUACUGUUUAUGUCAAGGAGAUAUGCCCAAGCCCCAAUUCUGAAUUAUCACGGCAUAAUUUUAAGUCAGCGUAAAGAAUACGAAAACUAAAUCUUAUCAAGAGAGUGGGCUUUUGCAGAUCAAGUCUGAAUUAUCAUUCUGGAUUCACAGGUCAGUUUCUCUGUUAAAGCGAUACUCUAAGGUCAACUGCAGACCCAAAUUAAGAAGGAGAAACAAGAAAAGGUCAGCUCUGUGGAGGCAAUGAGUAGAUCCUUCUAUAAGCAAUUACUUAGAUGAAGCUGUUAAACUUUCCUUUGACAAGAAGCUCACCGGAGGCCCGGUUGAGGUCAGGUAGCUGCCAAACACAGGCAGGAAGUAAUCAUGUUCAGGUAACAAUAGCUGCCUUUUCACUCCACCCUCUGAGAAUGUUUUAAAUUAUUUUAACUUCAUGCACCAUUACAUUUACUACACUGGAUGGUGAGCAGGAUCCAGCAAUUAUUCUCAUGUAAAAAGUGUAGUUAUGCAAGAUACGAGUAUUAUUUGUGUCACGGGCCACAUGUCCAAAGAACUUGCAAAUAAUUACAUCCAAAUCUAAAAUCCGAGGGCGCUUAAAAUAAGUAGAAAUAUGUUACAAGAGGCAAAAACCACCUAAAUAUUUUAAAGUUUUUAAGCACUCGCUGUAAAUAUCAAUCUCCAAUUUUUAAUUUUGAUUUGACGUCGACUGACUUACAAACUGUUUUAAUUAACCUCAGUUUUUAAAUCACUAUUGAAAGGUUUAUUUACAGAUGAGCUCAUUAAAGUUGAUUAAAAGAGAGCUUCAACUUUUAACUCUUUCCAGUCCAGGAUGGCUGGCGGCACAGUGUAUAUGACAAUUAGUAGGGAAUGAGUUUCAUUUUCUGUUAGUCUGUGUUGGUUAUCUGGUCUUCAUUAUGAAGUUUUUAAAAAGUAUUCGUAAUGUAUAUUUUAUGUAUACACGAUGGUGUGUGAAAGCUUGGCAGGCAAAACAAAUGCAGAUGCGUGAGCUGACUCCUCAUCGGUACAACCCAAAGAGCAAAAGAAGGAGUAAUUGCAUUUACGUGUUGAGUGUAAUUGAAAUUGUUUCAGAGAUGGGGAUAAGCCCUUGAGAAAAGCGGGACUUGACGCUGAUUUGGCAGCCAUUGGAAAGUCCAUUUCCAGGGGUAAUUUUUCAAGCGCGUGGCAUUCUGACACUUUUUCUUUGUUACGCUCUCUUGUACAGGCUCAGAGGUGAACUGUAAAAGGUCACGUGAGUGUGUGUGUAGUUGCGCGUGCGCGGGUGUAUGAGCUUGGAGGGGGUGGGGCAUCGGAAAGACUGAAGCAAUCUUAGAGAACUGGUCUAACAUGACCUUGUUAAUGCCAACAUAUUAUUGUCAUUUGGCAAAUUCUUAAUAAGCCAUAAGAUUAGAAUACCUGAUAUUGACUGAAGGGAGCAAUAUUUUAUUCGCUUUAAAAUUUUAACUUAAGGAGAAGGAUUUUGGUAUUAAGGGGAAAGCAUUUAGCUGAACUAUCUAAAUAAUUGGCUCAUUUUCUUUUUAUUGUGUCGAUGUGAUCUCAUUGUUAACACAGACUAUGGAGUUUGAAUUAUUUAUUGUGGAAUGUCACUGAGCUUUGGCCUUGAGUAUCAGUGUGUUGUACUACGAAGUAACCCUGGUCUGUGGUUAUAAAAUCUGGGUCAGAAGGCAGUUCUAGCACAUUUCUGCUAUGCCCUGGAUGCCAUUCUAAUUCUCUGAACCUUUAUAUCUUCAUGAUUAAAAUUGAGUUAAUAACUAUCCUGUCUGUUUCAAAGGCUUGUGAGCUGAUUAAUUGAAAGUGCUGUGUAAACUGUAAAAUGCUGUAAAAAAAAAUGUACGGCUUUAUUAUGGAAAAUUAUGGAAGUUAUAUGAUAAGGUUGAUUAUAUGUAUUGUUACGUGGUAAACACAGAUAAUGACUGUUUUUGGAAACAUGCAUUAAUGGAAAAAAAAAAAAAAAAGUAUGCAAUUAGUAUCCUAAAUUGGGAAAGCAUUUUCAGAGAAAAUUGGCAUAAUUGAUUAAAGCCACUCCUCAAAAACAAUCAUUUUUGUAAGAUCUUUAAAGGUUGAGGUAUAAUUCAAACCAAUUCAGUCAUUAAUAAGAAUUAGGGAUAGCCGUAUGGGCAGAGGAUUACAAAUAAAUAACAAUAUUCCCUACUCGUGAUCAUGACGGAGUGAAAGAGGAAGGCCUUCCGCUGAUCCCAGCCUCAUUACAGAUCACAAAUAUAAGGGAACAGAGAAGUACACCAUCUUCCAGAACAUCCAGAGGAAAUACAGUGUGGUUCUAGGGAUCCCAAAGGUUUUGUCAGUCAUGAGCGACAUAUGUAUAAUUAAUAAUGUAUACACUUCAAAGAACUAAGGUACCAUAAUAUUGGCUUUACAUGAAAACUAUCCUGUGGUCUUGUUUUGAUGACCUAAAACCACUUCCAACAUCUUACAGAAGCUUGCUUAUUUUAGCCUUUUAUAAACAAAGAAGCCAUCAGAGAUUAAAAAGUAAUAUGCAUAGGAUACUAUUGCUUUGUCAGUGAUAAUCUACUCAUAAAAUGAGUGCUAAUAAACUUUCUACUCAACUUUAGAUAUUAGUUAUCUGAUUAUUUGAAGCUCGUAUGAACAAGCAUUCUAAACAUACGCAUUAAUAGCUAUGGAAUUACUGAGAGUGUUGAGAAGUAUGGCAUACUCAUACUCAAGGACAUUAACUCUUGCAUUUUUAUUGCGUUAAUUCAUGAAAUUUUGGUAAUCGUUUUUAUUUUUAUAAGCCAUAAAAAUGAUAUGCUCCACUACUGUUUCAAGCUGUAUUUUUCUUGUGCGUGGACACUAUUUUUUAACAUCAAGAUCUGGCAUAUACAUCAAAUAUGAUCAAUACUUCAAAAGUAAUCAGUUUUAUAAAACAGGUAUGUAGAAAUUGCAAUUUAUCUGUAAUGAUUUAUAAGGCAAAAAUUAAAAAGGAAAAAACCUCACUAGACAAAUUUAAUGUAUAUUAUGUUUCAAACUGCAUAUACAUUGUAUAUGAGCAUACACACAUGCCCCCCCAACACAAUCUAAAUGCUACCUGCUAAAUGGAGUAAACGGCUUUUAACAUUCUUUCAAGGUAAUUAUGACUGCUAGAUGCAAUCUCCAUAAUUAAAUUAUGUGGGAAUGCUGAAAAAUGAUACUGUACAUUUGUAAAGCUGUUCUUAGAUUCCAGGUUUUUUUUUAUAAAAAGAGAAAUGAGCAAUUCAUGUAAGUAAAAUAUACAAGAUAACUUUCAAUGAAACUAUUAAUGACUAUUCAUGAGGCUUUAUUAUAAUUAUAUGAAAAAAAUUGAACGCUUUUUCUACAAUGUUUUUACUUACAUAAGAGUCAGUUGAAUAAAUGGAUAUAACCUAGUUUUAAAAAUGCUAAUUCAAUUAACCACAAAAAUCCAUCCUGAAAAUAUAGUUCCAUUUAGCCUGGGCAAUGAGACAUCAUGCAAAAACUUGCAGUCUGAUGUAUGUCAGAACCUGAAGAGAUGAUUUUUGUUCAAAUCAAGCACUGCCUUUCAGGCAGAUAGUCUGCUUGAGUACUAAGUACUUGAGAUUUUUUUAGUAGAUAAAGGAAAGUACAGUUUCGUAACAAUACAAGUGAAUAGCUGUAUACAAAAUGCCCAAUGAAUAUGAAUCAAUUUGGGAAACCAGGCAGUGGCAUUAUGAGAGUUCAGUUUAUUGCCACGAUUUCUUGAUGUGUGCUUUGCUGGGCUUAAAAAUAUUAAGAAGCUGUGUUGCAAAUUAAUUGAUUGCCGAAUAAAACAAUUUCCCAAAUUCCUGACAAACAUCUGUGUCUGCAGUGGCUCACUGUUUAGUCCUGCUCCUCAACGGUGAUGGUAAUCCCAAGUUGACUUCUAAUUUUUACGUCUUGACUUCUUGGUACAUAAAAUGAAUUCUGUUGUAGUUAAAGUUUGAUGUUUUCUUCUAAGUGACUGAUUUUUAUGUGAAAUCUUGUUAAUAAAAAUGUUCCAGAGAUAUGUCAUUUUAAGUUUCAGAAAGAUCUAAUGUAACAUGUGGUUUCAACUUGCUUCCAAGCCUGUGAAUUGCCCAAGGAAGGCAUUGUUAUCCCUUUUAUAAUGGAGAAAAAUUGAAACCCAGAAUAAUUAUAACUUAUCCAAGAAAAUGUGAAAAGUAAGUGGUAGAGAAAAUAAGAGAAAAAAAUAUUUUGCCCAUUAUAUUUUCUACUGUCGUAGACCUUCAAAAAAAACAAAAACACAAACAAACAAAAAAAAAAUGUUCUGGUUUGUGAGGGUAAGAAGACAGUUGAAACUCAUUUCAAAAAUGAGACUCGCCAAUCUUAAUUAACCUUUAGAUUCCUUGCAAAGAGUGUAAGACUUCUUUAUUAAAAAAAAAUUUUUUUUAAUCUCUAAUUGGGGAAAUGACAUUAAAUUGUAUGUUUAAAAGUAGCAAGAAAACAAAUACUGAUAUUGUCAGGAAUCUGACAUUUCAACUCUAUUUAUCCCCUAUUAUCUCUCUGAGGGGGUCCAUCGACCAAGAAUGUACCAGAUUGUAGCAGUAUGGCAAACUAGAUAUUCUGAGGGGCACCCUCUCUGCAGAUUUCUAUACUUUUUAUGGCAUUGUUGGCUCUCAGGAGUGUAAGGAAAAUCGUGAAAAGCCUUAUACUUUCACAAAAAGGAAAAAAAAAGAAAAAGAAAAAGCUGAAUACAUUGAAGAUGAACUGUAAGCAAACACGAAUGCUGAAGUUGCCCUGCGGACAGCUGUCACCCCGUGCUGAGCUUGGAGAAGGCAGCAAGACACCUACAAUGAAGCCAGCACCCACGAAGGUGUUAAUAUCACUCGAGGCCAACUGUGCCCUUCGUUCCAGAUUGUUGUUAGCCAAAUAUGAAUGAACAAUGAAAAUCACCAGACGCAUGAAUGAGAGGUUUCACAGAAACCCCCAAGAACUUCAGAUACUGUAAUUAUCAAAAACAAAAAGCGAGCCAUAUAUAAAAUGUUUUGGGAAAUAAAAGGGAGAAUAACACAUGAAUAAAGACAUUGCCGAUCAUGGAGGUAUACUUGCAAAGGAACCCAAGUGUCCAUCUCUAAAUUAAUAAUUCAAUCUUGAAGCUAGAAAGCAGAUGGGGUACAUGUACCAUUUAACACUGCACAAGAGAGACUCAGUAAACUAAAAAAUAGAUUGGAAGAAAUUACCUAGGCUGUGGCAUAGCGAGAGGACAAAAAGAUGUGAUCUAUAAACACACGAGGGAUGAGGAUAAAAUGUGGAGGUCCAGCAUCCCUUGACCCAUGGUGAUCUCUGUUACUCAGAAUUUCAACACGAUGUUCAAUUGCCUUUUUGGACUCCCAUCUUCAAAUGAUGGUUUCACUUUGCCAGAGGCUUCCUGUGCCCCUGACUCUACAACAAGCUAUACACUCUUUGUGGUUCACAGUUUCAUUUAUUUAGCCUGGUGGUCCACUUAACAAAUAUUGUUAUAAAUGAAGCCUCAAUUUCAGUGAAAAUAAAUUGUGCACCCUCAUCAAAACUUGGGGCAUACCUAUGAAAAGUGAGCAGGAUGCCUAAGCAAUGUGAGUUAAAGCUAGAUGAAUUAAAAUUAAGCUCUGUGUUUUAAUUUGUCUCCUCUCUCUAGGGAGUCCAGAUGAUUUCAUCUGUGGUUACUAAAGAUCAAAGUGAAAUGUUAAGUCUUUCCUCUGAUACAGGGAGUUUGUUUAGAUUUGGACAGAAAAGAUGCAACGUAAUAAGGAUAUAAGUGGCAUAAAUGAAAAUGGUCAUUAUGUUCCUUCCAGGUACUCUUUC